Messenger RNA from Gopherus evgoodei (Goodes thornscrub tortoise), 3392 nucleotides. RefSeq names its product solute carrier family 52, riboflavin transporter, member 2-like. The record is from RefSeq and is a predicted model, not a curated record. Lineage: Eukaryota; Metazoa; Chordata; Testudines; Testudinidae. Gene Ontology annotation, molecular function: riboflavin transmembrane transporter activity. Gene Ontology annotation, cellular component: plasma membrane. The transcript is spliced from 7 exons. Gene Ontology annotation, biological process: riboflavin transport. The coding region runs from base 612 to 1946 and encodes 444 amino acids.
CCACAGGAUUCUUCGCUGCUUUUACAGAUCCAGACUAACACGACUACCCCUCUGAUACUGGCCAUAAGGAGUGUGGUCAGGAGUGGGGGUCACUGGUCCGGAUCCAGCCAGCUCAGUCCUCAAUCAGGCAUCUCUGGCUGGCUGGGCUUCUCAGAAGAAGCCAGUAAAUUAGCAGAUAAGAGGGGCCAUUAGGUGCUGGGUGGGGAUUUCACAACACUUUUGAUAAGGCGUCUCCAUAAAAAGCUGUCAGGGAAAUGAGUAAUCCCUGGUAGGAGGGGAGCCUUGUGGUGUGUUGGCCGCUGGGGUGAAAGGGAGCUGUGGUGAGCAGCAGCUGGCCUGGUUGGAUAGAGGACUUGCUGGGAGGGAAUUCAGGAGGUGUUGGGGACCUUGAGUGGUGCUGGAGUCUCAUCUUACGAGCUGUCUGGCUGCCUCCCAACCGUAAGGAAGCAUCUCCGGAGGCUGCAGAGAAGACUGAGGAUGGCCAAAGCGAUGGCUGGCUGUGGAGAUCCCUGCUCCGGCAGCUCUGAACUCCUCAUUGCCCUUCGCCUGGCAUAGCUCGGGCUGUUGGGAGCGAUUCGAUUUUGGAUCCACCAGCCUAUCAGGGUGAGAGGAUGGCUGCCUCCGUGAUGGGCCAGGCCAUGGUCACCCACGUGCUGGUGGCCCUGUUCGGAAUGGGCUCCUGGGUCUCCGUGAACUCCUUGUGGGUGGAGCUCCCCGUGGUGGUGAAGUGGCUUCCAGAAGGCUGGAAUCUCCCUGCCUACCUCUCAGUCCUCAUCGCCCUGGGGAACGUGGGCCCCAUCGCCGUCACCCUGGCUCACAAGCUCGCCCCUGGGUGGCUGAAGGAGCGCUGGGUCAUCCAUGCCAUCCAGGUGCUGGGUGUGGGAGCGGCCCUCUUCCUGGCUCUGUUCUGGCACCGGACGGCGAUGGUGGCGGGGGAGCCCCACAGCCUGGCCUUCCUGCUCCUGACCUUCCUCCUGGCCUUCGUCUGCUGCACCUCCAACGUCACCUUCCUGCCCUUCAUGUACCAGUUCCCCCAGCAGUUCAUCCGCACCUUCUUCGUGGGCCAGGGCCUGAGUGCCCUCUUCCCCUGCGUGGUGGCACUGGCGCAAGGGGUGGGCAAGCUGGAGUGCCGCAACGCCACCACUGGCAACGGCUCCCAGCCCCACUACCUGGAGGAGAACUUCCCCGCGGACACCUACUUCUGGCUGAUGUCCGCCAUGCUCACUGUCUCGGCGCUCGCCUUCCUGGGGCUGAUCCUGCAGCGCCGCCGCGCCAGCAGCUCCCCUGCCUGCCAGGAGAGCUCUUCCAAGGGCAGCGUGGAGACGGAGGAGUCCUUCCCACUGCAGGACGGCACCCCCCUGUCGGACAGCGCCAUGGAGAUCGCCAAGGGCGCCCACUCCCCGGCCCAGCCCGCCUACUUCUGGACAGGCCGGAACAUCUACCUGCUGGUGCUGCUGGGCGUCUCCAAUGCGCUGACCAACGGCGUGCUGCCCUCGGUGCAGAGCUACUCCUGCCUGCCCUACGGGAGCACGGCCUACCACCUCUCCGUGGUGCUCAGCAACAUCGCCAACCCCGUGGCCUGCUUCGUCGCCAUGUUUGUGCUCUGCAGGUCAGUGGUGGGCUUGAGCGUCAUCUCUGUGCUGGGAGGUGUCUUUGCGGCCUAUUUGAUGGUGCUGGCCGUGCUCAGCCCCUGCCCUCCGCUGCUGGGCAAUGCGGCUGGAGUUGCCCUGGUGGUGCUGUCCUGGAUCCUGUUCCUGGGCCUCUUCUCCUACCUCAAGGUGGUGAUUGGCAGCCUGCUGCACGAGGCUGGCCACACGGCGCUGGUGUGGUGUGGAGCGGUCAUCCAGGCGGGCUCCCUGGUGGGCGCCCUGGCCAUGUUCCCCCUCGUCAGCAUCUAUCACCUCUUCCAGAGCGGGCAGGACUGUACCGACAGCUGCAGGGCAUGAGUGGGGCAGGACACAGCGGCCCCAUGGGGGGCUCUGCCCGGCUGGAGCUGGCACCAGCUGGCCUCCGCCUUAGGGACGUAAGAAUUGCUGUAGAGGGUUCAGAGCAGUGGGCCGGCUCGUCCCACGGCUCCUGGCCAGUAGCUGAUGCUUCAGAGGAGAAGCCCGUGGUGCCCCUGGUCAGCUGGGAGCCUCUGCUCUCCGUUGCUGCAUGGAGCAGGCCCGUGGGCUGGUCAUGCUACCGUACGGACCAGGCACCAGCAGGCCUGCCCAGCCCUGCUGCUUGGGGAGAGGGGUAGCAGCCCUGCCUUGCGGCCUGGUUCCCUGGGGCUGGCAGCUGCUGCACUCAUGCUUCUCCAGCAGAGUUUACGACACGCUGGGGUGGGGGGGGCGCUUCACUGGUGCUGCCGCCAGUGUCCGAAUGUCAGAGUUGGGGGCCCCUGUGGUGCAGGACCAGGCUCCAUGGGGUCCCCCCUCCCACAGCAGUGGCUGCUGACUGGAUGGAGCCGCUGGGCACCCUUCUCCAGCGCCGUUCCACUCGCUGUGCAGCCACCCCAGCCCCUGCCCAGUGCUCUCAGUACACAUUAACCCUGGGCAUCUCUUCCCCCGCCCUGCCCCAGCCCUCCGGCCCAGGGCCCCGCCAAACACUGUACCCCAGCACCAGGGGAUCUGGCGAGCGGUGACCUGCCAGCCUGCGGCUGGGCUGCCCUGAGUUCUGUACCCUCUGUGCUGUGGUAGCCCCCAGGGAAUCCUGCCCCCUGCUCACUGCAGAGCCAACACUUAGCAGGGGGAGCUCGGGGAUGGGCUGGUCUCUGAUCCCAGCCAUUGCAGCCUGUACCCCAGAGCUGGGGUCUAUGCCCCGCCUUCAGGAUGGAUCCUGGAUGCCCAGCUGGCCCCAUGGUUCACUCCCAGCAGCCUCUUCUCAAGCACAGGAGCUGGUCGGCCUCAGCCCAGGGAGUUUAUCUUGGCAGGACAAGGGGCAAACAGCUGCCUGAAUCUCUGCGGGUCUGCAUGGCUCCUGCCGUCCAAAAACAAGCAGGGCUGGGUGGGCCCAGGCUGGGGGGACACAAACUGCAGCGGGGGGACAGGGGUUCCUCACUGCGGGGGGGGGGGGGGGGGCGGAGGGCUGCUCUGUUCCCUGAGCAGCCUGGGAUCAAAGCCAGCAGGGAACCCCCAGCCUUGGGGGGGUCUCCUAAGCCAGGCCCCUAGGCGCAGGGUGGCAUGCACUGCCUGGCUACUGGCUGUGUCACCUCUGCAGGCCCUUCCGCAUGCUGCCCGGUGUGCUCAGGCCUCUGCGUCUUACUGGCUCCUGCUGGGGUCCACGGGGCUGGGCGGUCGGUGAUCUGUCUCCACAGCGGUAGAAAGAUGGUGAUUUUGUGUAGACGCCGACUCCCCAUCGCUGUGGGCCAUGGAGGGGUGGAGCAGGAAUAAAUCUUAUCCGAAUCACUG